AUGUUUUGCACUAGGACAACCUCCUUGUUCCUCAACUGGACACAGUUAUUCCCAGUGGACAUCUGCAUGGAGAAGUGAGUGAACUGCAUUUUUUAUACUGCUCUUUCACUGUUAGACCAUUUGGGACUGGGCCAUUGUCAUGCUGCUUUUGUAGUGUUUUCUCUGCAUCUGACUGUGUUGCUCUCAUGGCCUCUCUUUCUGACAGCCUCCGUAUAACCUGCUCUAAAGGCUUGUUUGGUUUUCUUAUCAUUCUUUUUAACUGGCCAAGAAAAUUCUUGAAGGGGAAGCAAGAGAUAUUGUCAAGAACACCAAAUGCUUGUGCUUCAUGUCUGAGAUGGGUUAGGCAAUACAUGUUAUAUGUUAUGUUUUCCUUCCCAUACAGGCAGCUGCAGUGGUCCACAAACAAAACCAGGAGGUUUCCAGCAUAGUCUGUGUGGUCUGCACACAAGGAUACACUUAGGAAGAUGGUCAUGGCAACUGCAAGCAACAUGACGUUUUCAUACAUCACCCUUGGAAUAUUCCCUUUUAAACAGUGUACAAGAGAAAUGUACGGAACUCAGUUGCCUUCCAACGGUCAGACUCAUUCAGUGAUCUAGGUUUUCUGUUGUUUCUGAUGGAGUGUGAGGUCAGUCAGCUGUGAAGAUACAUUUCUGACAACAGCUGGACCUAAACGUGUUUUCAGUGGCCCUUUCUGCCAUUGAAUUAUCAGUUUCCGUGUAACUCCCAAACAAACCAGGUGCAUGUAGUCAAGAGGAAACGGUGUCACCGAACCAAUUGAUAAUGAUACUAAAGGUGUUGUCCCACUGUAAUGAGAGUCAUUAGUCAAAUCAUCAAAAGUGUAGUGGUUGGACCUCAGAGGGGCUGUUGUUUCUGGGAAGGUCAUAUAAUUCAGGUAGUAGACUCCCCUUUGACAGCAUUUGUCACAGCCAUAGUAGCCAUUGUGACCUUUUGCAUUUCUGACAAAGGCCCUUACUGGUGCGUCACAAGUAAUGGACUUGAAGAUUUCUGUCUCCAAAAAAACCACCUUCAGUUUCCAGCUGCUGCAUUUCCUCAACAAAGUCAUGCAAGAAAUCAAGACUGGUUGAUUUCUUCUCCUCAAAGAACAUCACAAUGACAUAAGGUGACUUGUUUGUCUGGACCACGCCUUUGUAGAUUUCUACUAGUCCUAAAAUAGGCCAGAAUUGAGCAUUUGAGCUCUUGUAUAGAGGAAGGCAACAUCUGUUCAUACAAGGUUGUCUGAGUCAGUGUCCCUCCAAAUCUCGUUAACCCCACCCUCACUACCACUUAUUGUACAAACAUCAGCUGGCUCAACCCUACUAUUUGACUCCUGCGUUGGAAGAGCCACUUGCACAAAAUUGCUCAUGCCAUAACAAUCAUGCCUCUCUUCCCUUUCCACAGAUCCUGACUUUAGUUUUUGCAAAUCUUGUGCAACCUCCUUUGAAUUUUUCUAUGUUUACUCCAGUAACUGGACAUUCCACCUUGCCCGUCAUCCCGGGACGGCCUCCGAGAGGGACAAGGUGGCCUUGGGGAUCUCGGUGCUGACAGGCCGGGCUCUGGAGUGGGUGCACACCGUCUGGGAGAAGGACGGUCCAGAAGUGCAGUCCUAUGAGCGCUUCACCCAACUCUUCCGUGCCGUCUUUGACCACCCAACAGAGGGCCAAGAGGGAGGUGAGCAUCUCCUCCGUCUACGCCAGCGUCGGAGUACGCUCUGGAUUUCCGAACGGUGGCUGUGUACACUGGCUGGAACGACCAGGCCCUGUUGACAGUUUUCCGCAGCGGGCUACAGGCGGACGUCCAGACCGAGCCGGCCUGUCGCAAUGAGGACCUUACGCUGGACCAGCUCAUCGCCAUGGCUAUCCACCUGGAUAAUCUCCUGCGUGCCCGUCGUCGCCCAUCCCGGGGGUUCGGGUCUCUCCCAGGAACCUCCAGCGAGACUGAGCCCAUGGAGGUGGGCACGACGCACCUUCCACCCUGCGGAAUGUCAACGGCGCCGUCAACAGGGUCUCUGCUCCUACCGCGGGGAGUCGGACCACCCCUGGAACACCUGUCCCAGAAAGUGAACCAGGCGAGGAAGCGACAGGCCGAGGAGCGCUCCUGCACCUUCCCAGGUAGGCGUGGACGUACCUCCAGGUAGGCGUGGACGUACCUCCUCCCUGUCACCUUCCCUGACUAUCCUGGUCCCCCACUGAGUCCUGCCCUAGUGGACUCAGGUGCUGCAGGCAAUUUCCUAGACCGGUCAGUGGCCUUAUCAUUACGCAUUCCUUUAGUCCCUUUACAACCCCCUAUCCCAGUCCAUGCCCUAGACAACCGUCCCCUAGGAACAGGACUGGUGCGCCAGACCAAGAUUUCAUUUCCCUCACAGUUAAUCACAACCACCAUGAACGCAUCACUUUCCUCAUCUUAGACUCUCCUGCACACCCCGUAGUUUUAUGUUUCCCCUGCCUACAGUUGCAUAACCCCAGUAUAUCGUGGACAGAGAGGAGGUUGUUGGGUUCGUCGUAGGAGUGUCAGGGGAGGUGUCUUUCUGUGUCAAUCUGUGCCACCACCGUGGAAAGUCUGGACCAGGCCACCCACGUCCCUAUCCCGGAGGAAUACCGGGACCUAAAGGGGGCCUUGGUGACACCCAUUAUUCCCCUGUCCCGCAUUGUGGCUCCUGUCCUGUGGAAUGUGGAUGCGGACAUCCGUAGAGCCCUGCGACAGGAGCCCUCACCUGCCCACUGUCCCGAGGGGCGUAUCUACAUGCCAUCUGAUAUGCGGGAUCGUCUCCUCGCCUGGGCACACAUAGCACUGUGUCGGGGCACCCGGGUAUAGCCCGUACUAUCGACUGUCUCUCCGUCAAGUACUGGUGGCUGACCUUGGCCCGGGACCUCCGGGUUUACGUCUCUUCCUGCACCACCUGCGCACAGAGCAAUACACCGAGACACCUCCCCUAUGGCAAACUCCACCCGCUGCCGGUUCCACAACGACCCUGGGGACAUCUCUCCGUGGACUUUGUCACAGACCUUCCCCCCUCGGAGGGGCACACCACCGUCCUGGUCGUUGUGAACGGGUUUUCCAAAGCCUGUCGUUUGAUUCCUCUGCCUGGUCUCUCUGCGGACAUGGAGACUGCGGAGGCUCUCUUCUCUCACGUCUUCCGGCACUACAGGAUCCCGGAGGACAUUGUGUCUGACCGUGGUCCUCAGUUCACCUCCCGUGUCUGGAAGGCCUUCAUGGAAUAACUGGGGGUCACGGUCAGCCUCACCUCCGGGUACCAUCCCCAAUCAAAUGGGCAGGUGGAAAGGGUAGAUCAGGAACUGGGUAGGUACCUUCGUAGUUACAGUCAGGACUGGCCAGGGGAGUGGGCUGCGUUUCUGCCUUUGGCAGAAUACGCACAAAACUCCCUCCGUCACUCCUCCACUAACCUCACACCCUUUCAGUGUGUUCUAGGCUAUCAGCCGGCCCUGACACCCUGGCACCGGAGUCAGAUCGAGGCUCCUGCGGUGGACGAUUGGUUCCGGUGUGCCGAGGAGGUAUGGAACACAGCGCACACCCAUCUCCAGCACGUCGUCCUCCGGCAGAAGGUGCAGGCCGAUCGUCACCACAGUGUGGCCCCGGUCUUUCACCCCGGUGACAGGGUCUGGCUUUCUACAAAGGACCUGCCCCUCCGCCUGCCCUGCCGGAAGCUGAGCCCAUGGUUUGUGGGGCCGUUCAAAGUCCUGUCAUGACUCUCAUGUCAUGGUCCCACGUGAGAAGCCCAAGAUCAGAGUACAGAGAAGCAACAGUCUACAGAUCUCCCUCUCUCUCUCCCGUAGUCAUUUUUAUGAACACAGGAUUGAUUGAUGUGGGGGGUUUUAUGACCCUUCGUGCCUUUCCUAAAUGGUUUGCAACAAACGACUCCUUGUUGGUCCCUGGUAUUGAAUGUCUCUGUGUUACAGGGACAGAUUGCCGCCAAAACCCUUUUCUUCAAAAGAUUGGACGUUGGAACGUUCUUUCUGACGUCUAAGUGGUUGGAAUGGUUGGUGGGGCUCUAAAGAAUAAUCAUGUCAUAUUGUUUAUUGUUUUGUGAUGUCAUUAAGGAUGGUAUUACUAAAUAACUGUAUCUCUGGAAGUUUACACAUUUCAGUUAUCAGGUUUGCAUCUAAAUGUUGUAUAAAAUAUAUGAUUAAGUAUGAGAAUACGUUUGUGAAGAUAGCAAUGUGAUUUUAACCUUUUAAAUGAGAUAAUAGUUUUUCAUAGAGACUUUUGCCAGUCAGUAACUUCGCCCAAGUAAGCACAGACAUUGGGUCAGCGUGAUGAAAUGCCCCUUCUUACCCAAGCAUAAAAGCCUUGAAAAACAAAUGAACAUUAGAUCAGCCGACAUGCAGCGCGAGCUGAAUAUGGCAAAAAGGUUUAAACAUGUCACAAUCGUUCAUUAACGAGAAGGACCAAGGCGCAGCGUGAUAUGCAUUCAUAUUUAUUUCCGUACUGAACACACGACAAAAGAACAGAACGAAACGUGAAGUCCAAGGUAGACAAAUAACAUACCUUUACGGAACAAGAUCCCACACAGACUGGUGCCAAAAGGCUGCCUAAGUAUGGGCCCCAAUCAGAGACAACGAGCUACAGCUGCCUCUGAUUGGGAACCACCCUGGCCAACAUAGAUCUAAACGAUCUAGAAACUAAACACAACACGAAAUAUACACACCCUGACUCAACAAAUAACCGUCCCCUGAGUCAGGGCGUGACAGUACCCCCCCCCAAAAGGUGCGGACUCCGACCGCGCCACAUAAACCUAAUAGGGUAGGGGCCGGGUGGGCAUUCUGCCUCGGAGGCGGAUCCGGCUCCGGGUGUAACCACCACUUACUCUCCACCUCCCCGUUGCGCCCCUGGUCUGGUCUGGAACCGCUGACUGGAGCUGGAUCAGGCACCGGUGGAGCGGACUGCUCUGGCUCCGAAGUGGAGCCGCUGACCGGGGCUGGACUGGACCCCGGUGGAGCGGAUUGCUCUGGCUCCGGAGUGGAGCAGCUGACCGAUGGAAAAGGCACGGGCCGUGCCGGAUUGGACCUGGCUGAUGACGGGGAGCAGGAACGGACCGGACCUGGCUGAUGACGCGCACCCCUGGCUUGGUGCGGGGAGUAGGAACGGGCCGGACUGUGCUGACAACGCGCACCACUGGCCUGGUGCGGGGAGCAGGAACAGGCCGGACUGGGCUGACGACGCGCACCCCUGGCUUGGUGCGGGGAGCAGGAACGGGCCGGACUGGGCUGACGACGCGCACCAAUGGCUUGGUGCGGGGAGCAGGAACGGGCCGGACUGGGCUGACGACGCGCACCCCUGGCUUGGUGCGGGGAGCAGGAACGGGCCGGACUGGGCUGACGACGCGCACCCCUGGCUUGGUGCGGGGAGCAGGAACGGGCCGUACUGGGCUGACGAUGCGCACCACUGGCUUGGUGCGGGGAGCGGGACUGGGUUCCUUCAUAAACCCCCGCUCCUUCUGCUGCCUAACCAGCUCCUCUCGCCGUGCCUCUACACUUUCCUUCUCCUCCCUCUGCACCAAUGACCCCCUUAAUCUGGCGGCCUCCUCUGCUAAACGGCUGAACCGCUCUAUUGCGGCCUCCUGCUGCCUCGUCGUCCACGGCGUGAGCCCCCCCCUAUAUUUUUUUGGGGCUUGUCUCUCCCCCGUGAUCAUGGCCUCCAUCCCUCUUGCCAGACUCUCGCUCAUUUCCUCCCAAGUCCAUCCUCUCUCCUCAUCACGCUGCUUGAUCCAGGAUUGGUGGGAUCUUCUGUCACAAUCGUUCAUUAACGAGAAGGACCAAGGCGCAGCGUGAUAUGCAUUCAUAUUUAUUUCCGUACUGAACACACGACAAAAGAACAGAACGAAACGUGAAGUCCAAGGUAGACAAAUAACAUACCUUUACGGAACAAGAUCCCACACAGACUGGUGCCAAAAGGCUGCCUAAGUAUGGUCCCCAAUCAGAGACAACGAGCUACAGCUGCCUCUGAUUGGGAACCACCCUGGCCAACAUAGAUCUAAACGAUCUAGAAACUAAACACAACACGAAAUAUACACACCCUGACUCAACAAAUAACCGUCCCCUGAGUCAGGGCGUGACAGUACCCCCCCCCAAAAGGUGCGGACUCCGACCGCGCCACAUAAACCUAAUAGGGUAGGGGCCGGGUGGGCAUUCUGCCUCGGAGGCGGAUCCGGCUCCGGGUGUAACCACCACUUACUCUCCACCUCCCCGUUGCGCCCCUGGUCUGGUCUGGAACCGCUGACUGGAGCUGGAUCAGGCACCGGUGGAGCGGACUGCUCUGGCUCCGAAGUGGAGCCGCUGACCGGGGCUGGACUGGACCCCGGUGGAGCGGAUUGCUCUGGCUCCGGAGUGGAGCAGCUGACCGAUGGAAAAGGCACGGGCCGUGCCGGAUUGGACCUGGCUGAUGACGGGGAGCAGGAACGGACCGGACCUGGCUGAUGACGCGCACCCCUGGCUUGGUGCGGGGAGUAGGAACGGGCCGGACUGUGCUGACAACGCGCACCACUGGCCUGGUGCGGGGAGCAGGAACAGGCCGGACUGGGCUGACGACGCGCACCCCUGGCUUGGUGCGGGGAGCAGGAACGGGCCGGACUGGGCUGACGACGCGCACCAAUGGCUUGGUGCGGGGAGCAGGAACGGGCCGGACUGGGCUGACGACGCGCACCCCUGGCUUGGUGCGGGGAGCAGGAACGGGCCGGACUGGGCUGACGACGCGCACCCCUGGCUUGGUGCGGGGAGCAGGAACGGCCGUACUGGGCUGACGAUGCGCACCCCUGGCUUGGUGCGGGGAGCGGGACUGGGUUCCUUCAUAAACCCCCGCUCCUUCUGCUGCCUAACCAGCUCCUCUCGCCGUGCCUCUACACUUUCCUUCUGCUCCCUCUGCACCAAUGACCCCCUUAAUCUGGCGGCCUCCUCUGCUAAACGGCUGAAACCGCUCUAUGCGGCCUCCUGCUGCCCUCGUCGUCCACGGCGUGAGCCCCCCCCUAUAUUUUUUUGGGGCUUGUCCUCUCCCCCGUGAUCAUGGCCCUCCAUCCCUCUUGCCAGACUCUCGCUCAUUUCCUCCCAAGUCCAUCCUCUCUCCUCAUCACGCUGCUUGAUCCAGGAUUGGUGGGAUCUUCUGUCACAAUCGUUCAUUAACGAGAAGGACCAAGGCGCAGCGUGAUAUGCAUUCAUAUUUAUUUACAUACUGAACACACGACAAAAGAACAAAACGAAACGUGAAGUCCAAGGUAGACAAAUAACAUACCUUUACGGAACAAGAUCCCACACAGACUGGUGCCAAAAGGCUGCCUAAGUAUGGUCCCCAAUCAGAGACAACGAGCUACAGCUGCCUCUGAUUGGGAACCACCCUGGCCAACAUAGAUCUAAACGAUCUAGAAACUAAACAUAACACGAAAUAUACACACCCUGACUCAACAAAUAACCGUCCCUGAGUCAGGGCGUGACAAAACACUACAGACCAGGAAGCCCCACGGCUUAAAAUGGUUGACACUCUACAGAUCAGCAGACGUGAAGCGUGAGCUAAACGUUACAAAAUGGUUAGAACAGAAAGACCAGAAAACGUGAGACGGUAGUCCAUACGUUUGAAAUGGUGAAACUCUGAAACUCUCAACCUCUACACAAGGUGAAGAAGAAGACCACGCGCUGGACCUUAUCAUAUCAGUCUGCAGCUGGCAUGUAUAGUCGUCUAGAGAACUUUCACUAAAGACAUGAGUUGGGAAGGACAAUCCCUCUCCGACCACUGUUGGUACAUCUGAAGUAUCUAUCAAAACAGAUCAACUCCACGAACUACAGAGUACGCUGAAGUAUCCAUUCUAACCACCACUACGACCAGAAACUCUACCAAGGACAUUGGGAUCUCUGGUGGGCAAACCAGAGUCCUACAUCACCAACUCAACUAUCGAGGACAGCUACACGUAAAUACAUGUUGCAUUUCUAAUCCGAAUGAGCGGGUGCUAAGCAUUUCUAUUUCCAUGAGCGUAGUUUACAAAUGUCCAAUAGGUGAAUGCCUUUGUCUCCUUCUUCCCCCCCUCUCUCUGAAUCAGCCAACCCUCCUUCUACCCAAGCAUUCAUGCUAUUGUUAGUCCAGUCCACUAGGGACCUGUUUUCAUUGUAUUACGUUAGUAAUCAAUAACCUAUGUGUGCAUGUGUGUUUGUAUUCUGUGUUAUUAUUUAGUUAGUUAGUAAAUCCGAUCCUCGUUUGUUAAGUCAAAUGACACUGCUGGUCCUGCUCACACUGCCCUACCCUAUGCUUUGACUUCUUUCUCCCCUCUCUCUCCAGAUAAAAUCUUGCGACUUGUGACAGCAGGCCGCCCAACAACCUGCCCGCUUGACCCUAUCCCCUCCUCUCUUCUCCAGACCAUCUCCGGUGACCUUCUCCCUUACCUCACCUCGCUGAUCAACUCAUCCUAGACCGCUGGCUAUGUCCCUUCCGUCUUCAAGAGAGCGAGAGUUGCACCCCUUCUCAAAAAACCAACACUCGAUCCCUCUGAUGUCAACAACUACAGACCAGUAUCCCUUCUUUCUUUUCUCUCCAAAACUAUUGAGCGUGCCGUCUUUAGCCAACUCUCUUGCUAUCUCUCUCAGAAUGACCUUCUUGAUCCAAACCAGUCAGGUUUCAAGACUGGUCAUUCAACUGAGACUGCUCUUCUCUGUGUCAUGGAGGCUCUCCGCACUGCUAAAGCUAACUCUCUCUCCUCUGCUCUUGUCCUUCAAGACCUGUCUGCUGCCUUUGAUACUGUGAACCAUCAGAUCCUCCUCUCCACCCUCUCCGAGCUGGGCAUCUCCGUCCGGCGCGGCUCACUCUUGGAUUGCGUCCUACCUGACAGGUCGCUCCUACCAAGUGGCGUGGCGAGAAGCUGUCUCCGCACCACGUGCUCUCACCACUGGUGUCCCCCAGGGCUCAGUUCUAGGCCCUCUCCUAUUCUCAAUAUACACCAAGUCACUUGGCACUGUCAUAUCCUCACAUGGCCUCUCCUAUCAUUGCUACGCUGACGACACACAACUAAUCUUCUCCUUUCCCCCUUCUGAUAACCAGGUGGCGAAUCGCAUCUCUGCAUGUCUGGCAGACAUAUCAGUAUGGAUGACGGAUCACCACCUCAAGCUGAACCUCGGCAAGACGGAGCUGCUCUUCCUCCCGGGGAAGGACUGCCCGUUCCAUGAUCUCGCCAUCACGGUUGACAACUCCGUUGUGUCCUCCUCCCAGAGUGCGAAGAGCCUUGGCGUGACCCUGGACAACACCCUGUCGUUCUCGGUGGGUUCUCGUCGUUCUCGAUCCUGUAGGUUCAUGCUCUACAACAUUCGGAGAGUACCACCCUGCCUUACACAGGAAGCGGCACAGGUCCUAAUCCAGGCACUUGUCAUCUCCCGUCUGGAUUACUGCAACUCGCUGUUGGCUGGGCUCCCUGCCUGUGCCAUUAAACCCCUACAACUCAUCCAGAAUGCCGCAGUCCGUCUGGUGUUCAACCUUCCCAAGUUCUCUCACGUCACCCCGCUCCUCCGCACACUCCACUGGCUUCCAGUUGAAGCUCGCAUCUGCUACAAGACCAUGGUGCUUGCCUACGGAGCUGUGAGGGGAACGGCACCUCCGUACCUUCAGGCUCUGAUCAGUCCCUACACCCAAACGAGGGCACUGCGUUCAUCCACCUCUGGCCUGCUGGCUCCCCUACCUCUGCGGAAGCAUAGUUCCCGCUCAGCCCAGUCAAAACUGUUCGCUGCUCUGGCACCCCAAUGGUGGAACAAUCUCCCUCACGACGCCAGGACAGCGGAGUCACUCACCACCUUCCGGAGACAUUUGAAACCCCACCUCUUUAAGGAAUACCUGGGAUAGGAUAAAGUAAUCCUUCUACCCCCCCCCCCCCCCCCCCCCCAAAAAAAAAAAAAAAAAAAACAUUGUAAAGUGGUUAUCCCACUGGCUAUAAGGUGAAUGCACCUAUUUGUAAGUCGCUCUGGAUAAGAGCGUCUGCUAAAUGACGUAAAUGUAAAUGUAAAUGUAAAUAAAUAAUUAAGCCAAUUUGUGUAUUGCUCAUUCAUCAAUAGGGUUAGGGUUCUUGCAGGUUCAAGGACUAUGCGACGUUCAGAAUGAGACUGAUAAGAGGUAAUUAUUUAAUAAGUGACUGUUAUCGAUAUAUAACAUAUAUCUUCUAAGAGUUUUAUUCGGGAGAUGGUAACUCAUUAAACAACUUCUUCCGUGGUGCCCCAAAUUCCUAAUGAGUUAAUUGUUACAUGAUUAAUUUAAUAGAGUGACAAUUAAACAUAGUUAGUCGAUUCGAUAAAUAACAGUCACCAUAUUAAUAUAAGUCACGUCACGGCAGUCCUGAGGAGAAUCAAUGAGGUGACGUACAGAUUACAGCUCCCCGUCAAUUACCGUAUCUCACCCUCAUUUCAUCUAUCCCUCCUCAGGCUGGUGGCAGCUGGUCCCUUGGCCAGCCUUCGCUUUGGCACCCCCUCCUGUCCAGCUCAGGCGUUCAGCGUCGCCGGCCUUCUAGCUGCUGCCGAAACUGCUGCUGGCAAACGCCCUUCACUCAUCAACCCCGGACUUGUCCCGUCAUCAUUACACACACCUGGUUCCAAUCCCCACUCUAUCACUGUAUAUAUACUCCCUCUGUCAUUUGUCUUUGUAUAUGUUGCUUGUUUUCCUGAGAGGAAUCUCUCCUACUAUUUCCUGAGUACUUUAUAUUUUGCACUGUGGGUUUUGUCCCGCUUUAAUCUAUGGUGGCUAUGGUGCUUUAAUAAAUGCAGUAGUUCUAAACCUGUGACUGCCUCCUGCCUACUCCUCUCUACACUUGUGACACGAAGAGCUAUGCUAGAAUUGUAUAAACGUGACGAGGACGCCUAUGUGCAGCUGGAUGAGAGCUACAGCUAGCUUAGAGGUAAGUUAGAAUAAUUAAGGUACAUUUGGUGAGCGAACAGGGCUAGCUAGUUAAUUGUAGCAAUAAUUUUAAGUAACCUAGCUUUAAAGUUGCUCUUUACAAUUUAGCCGAGCUAACGUUACAAGGCAGUUCCAACGGCCACUCACGAGACCGCUGCAGCUUGCUAGUUUGUUCUGAAGAACCACUCGCGACCCCGAAGGACCAAUGA
Messenger RNA from Coregonus sp. 'balchen', 11072 nucleotides. NCBI's taxonomy places the organism in Eukaryota, Metazoa, Chordata, Actinopteri, Salmoniformes, Salmonidae. The record is from the annotation of a GenBank genome assembly.